Messenger RNA from Hippocampus comes (tiger tail seahorse), 3427 nucleotides. It is a transcript of the gene aldh1l1, whose product is annotated as aldehyde dehydrogenase 1 family, member L1. Gene Ontology annotation, molecular function: oxidoreductase activity, acting on the aldehyde or oxo group of donors, NAD or NADP as acceptor; formyltetrahydrofolate dehydrogenase activity. The coding region runs from base 89 to 2797 and encodes 902 amino acids. Gene Ontology annotation, cellular component: cytoplasm. The transcript has 23 exons. The record is from RefSeq and is a predicted model, not a curated record. Gene Ontology annotation, biological process: one-carbon metabolic process; biosynthetic process; 10-formyltetrahydrofolate catabolic process. NCBI's taxonomy places the organism in Eukaryota, Metazoa, Chordata, Actinopteri, Syngnathiformes, Syngnathidae.
AUAAAAACUCCUGUGUCAAACUAAACACUCUUUUUAGACAACCAGAGAAGUGCUGGGUGUGCAAGCAGAGACCACUCCGAGCCUGAGGAUGAAGAUUGCUGUGAUUGGUCAGAGUCAGUUUGGUCAAGAGGUUUACAAGGAGCUGAGAAGUGAGGGCCAUACCAUUGUUGGAAUAUUCACCAUACCCGACAAGGAUGGCAAGGCUGACCCACUGGCUACAGAGGCAGAAAAGGAUGGCGUCACCGUGUUCAAGUUUCCUCGCUGGCGUGUGAAGGGCCAGGCCAUACCCGAGGUUGUGGCUCAAUACAAAGCCACAGGUGCUGAACUGAACGUCAUGCCCUUCUGCUCUCAGUUCAUUCCCAUGGAGGUUAUUGACCAUCCCAAACAUGGCUCCAUCAUCUACCACCCCUCACUACUGCCUCGCCAUAGGGGAGCCUCGGCUAUAAACUGGACAUUGAUCCACGGUGACAAAAAGGGUGGAUUCACUGUGUUCUGGGCUGAUGAUGGACUUGACACAGGACCAAUUCUGCUACAGAGGGAGUGUGAUGUUGAAGCUAAUGACACUGUCAACACAAUCUACAAAAGAUUUCUAUUCCCAGAAGGAGUCAGAGGCACGGUAGAAGCAGUCAGGUUGAUUGCAGAGGGGAGGGCUCCACGAAUCACACAGCCACAGGAAGGAGCCACGUACGAGGGCAUCCAGAAAAAAGAAAAUGCCAAGAUCAACUGGAACCAAUCUGCUGAAGCUCUCCACAACUGGAUCAGAGGAAAUGACAAGGUUCCCGGUGCCUGGGCAGAAAUUGAUGGACAGAAGGUGACUUUCUAUGGCUCCACACUGGUGGAUAAUGGCACCAGUGGGAAUGGAAAGCCACUGGAGAUCCUUGGAGCGAGUCGACCUGGCAUUGUCAUGAAAGAAGGCCUCAUACUCUUUGGCAAUGACAGUAAGGCACUGUUGGUCAAGAAUUUGCAGUUUGAGGACGGGAAGAUGAUAUCUGCCUCACAGUACUUUUGCUCAGGAAGCAAAGCAGCUGUGGAGCUAACGGAGGAGGAAAAAAACUUUGCUGAUCAGAUCAAGUCAGUGUGGCACAGCAUUCUGACCAAUGUCAGUCAGAUUGAAGACUCCACUGAUUUCUUCAAGUCAGGAGCUGCCUCCAUGGAUGUGGUCAGGCUUGUAGAGGAAGUGAAACUGUGUGCAAGUACAUGCCAAUUACAAAAUGAGGACGUCUACAUGAACACCACCUUCCAGGAUUUUAUCCAGAUGUGUGUCAGAAAGCUACGAGGGGAGGACAAUGAAGAGGAAUUGGUCAUUGACUAUGUGGAGAAAAAAAUCAACAACAUGACUGUUAAAAUGCCUCAUCAGCUAUUUAUCAAUGGAGAGUUUGUUGAUGCGGAGGGAGGACAAAUUUACAAGACCAUAAACCCAACUGAUGGUUCAGUCAUCUGUGAUGUGUCCCUGGCGCAGAUAGGCGAUGUGGACAAGGCUGUUGCUGCUGCUAAGGAAGCAUUUGAAGAGGGGGAGUGGGGGAAAAUGAAUCCUAGAGACAGAGGAAGAGUCAUCUACAAACUGGCUGAUCUGAUGGAGCAGCAUCAGGAGGAGCUGGCCACCAUUGAAUCCAUGGACUCUGGAGCUGUUUACACUCUUGCUCUCAAGACUCAUGUGGGCAUGUCAAUACAGACCUUCCGCUACUUUGCUGGCUGGUGUGACAAGAUUCAGGGCAGCACCAUCCCAAUCAACCAAGCAAGACCCAACCGCAACCUCACCUUCACCAAGAAAGAACCAAUAGGAGUAUGUGCCAUUGUGAUUCCUUGGAAUUACCCUCUGAUGAUGCUGGCUUGGAAGACGGCAGCAUGUCUAUCAGCCGGCAAUACAGUUGUCCUAAAACCUGCACAGGUGACUCCACUUACAGCUCUGAAGUUUGCAGAGUUGGCAGCAAAAGCAGGAUUGCCUAAAGGGGUGAUUAAUAUUCUACCUGGAUCAGGCACUCUCGUGGGUCAGUGCCUUUCUGACCAUCCUGACGUCCGAAAACUGGGGUUCACGGGUUCCACAGAAGUUGGGAAACACAUCAUGAAAAGCUGUGCAAUCAGUAAUGUUAAAAAAGUGUCAUUGGAGCUCGGAGGAAAAUCCCCUCUCAUCAUCUUCAGUGACUGUGACAUGGAGAAGGCUUUGCGCAUGGGCAUGAGUUCAGUGUUUUUCAACAAGGGAGAAAACUGUAUAGCUGCUGGGAGACUGUUUGUGGAAGACACUAUACAUGACCAGUUCGUGAAGAAAGUGGUUGAAGAGAUUCAGAAAAUAAAGAUUGGUGAUCCACUGGACCGCUCCACAGAUCAUGGCCCUCAAAACCACAAAGCCCAUUUAGACAAAUUGGUGAAGUUUUGUCAGACUGGUGUCAAAGAGGGAGCCACCCUGGUCUAUGGUGGCAAACAGAUAGAGAGGCCAGGUUUCUUCUUUGAACCUACUGUAUUCACCGACGUGCAAGACCACAUGUAUAUCGCUCAAGAGGAGUCGUUUGGGCCUGUCAUGAUCAUUUCUAAAUUUAAGAGCGGUGACGUCGAUGAUGUCCUGAGAAGAGCGAACACUACAGAGUAUGGCCUUGCCUCAGGUGUUUUUACACGGGACAUUAACAAAGCUCUGUAUGUCAGCGAAAAACUCAAUGCUGGUACAGUCUUUGUCAACACCUACAAUAAAACAGAUGUGGCUUCACCGUUUGGAGGCUUCAAACAGUCUGGCUUUGGUAAAGACCUGGGCCAAGAGGCACUCAGUGAAUACCUGAAGACUAAGGCGGUGACCAUUGAGUACUGAUGCUGAGCCAAUGUGUCCAGUUUUCUACUGAUUUUGAUAUUGUGUUGUGUCUGUUGAACACAUUGUCUUUCACUCAUUUUACUAAUAUGCCUUGUUUUAGUACUCUUUCAAUGAUGGCCUUGGAUGAGUGAUUGAGUUGAUUGGACAUGAAAACAUAGAUUGCUUUGAAUAUGUCUUACAUCAUGUCACGACGAUUUUAAUAUGUGUAUCAGAUCUACAGUGCAAUGAACCUUCUUAUUCACAUUGAGUGAAAAUACUUGCAUUGCUACAGUAUUUGGUACAUAAGACAGUUUGAAAUUUUUGUUCAGACAUUAGCAAGCAUCAUCCAAGUUGACGUGACUGAUUCGUGACUGAUUUGCUUUCGCGGUCCACAGAAAAUUAUGUAACGGCCCCCGGGCAUUGAAGUUUACACCUGUGUUAUAGAGGAUGAAUUUUUCAACAAUGGGUAUUGGUAAUAGCUUUUAUCUGUAAAUGGCACCUCAAUGGUGGAAUGGAAUACACCAUCAAUUUUGUUGAGUCGACAGUUUUUUUCAUUCACAAAAGAUUUCACAAUUGAUGUCUGCAUUGCCCAGACAGACAACAUUUGGCAUUCAUUUUUCAAAAUAAAUCAGAGAAUUUUAUACAUCCUCA